AUGUAUCAUAACCUAUCACUCUUUGCUAGAGCCAACCAACAGGAAUGCUCAGUUAUCGUUGAUAUCCUCAACCAAAUUUGGAAGAAAUUGCAAGGUUGGAAGGAGAAACUGCUUUCAAGGGCGGGGAAAGAAAUACUGUUGAAAUCCGUGAUUCAAGCUAUACCAUCCUAUCUCAUGGGCAUAUAUAAGCUGCCAGCCUCAACCACUCGUGAUAUUCAGUCUGCUAUGGCAAGAUUUUGGUGGGGUAAUCGAGGGACCCAGAGAAAGACUCACUGGAAAAGCUGGCAGGCGCUAUGCUCUCCUAAGUGCUUGGGUGGAAUGGGGUUUAAGGACCUUGCUGUGUUUAAUGAUGCUCUUUUGGGGAGGCAAGCUUGGCGUCUCAUCCACGGUACUGACAUCUUGCUGAUUAAGGGGAGUUUCAUUAUGAGCACGGAGGUGGAUAAAGUAUCAACAGUGAGUGACUUGAUUGACAGGAGCAAUAUUGAGUGGAAGGAGGAGGUAAUUUCUGAGUUUUUCAAUGAGCGAGAUAAGAGGUGUAUAAUGGAGUUACCAUUAAGUUGGCGAGCACCGGAGGAUGAGCUUACAUGGGCUUACUCCAAAGACGGGAAUUACGCCGUGAAAACUGCAUAUAUGUUAGGCAAGGGGUGCGACUUUGCUGCUUUUCAUCUAGCUUGGGUCGAAAUUUGGGGGAUGGAUGUGUGCCAUUUAGAGGAGGAAAGUGCAGGUCAUGCACUCUUUGAUUGUCUGAGGGUGCGUGACCUGUGGGAAGAAUGUGGCUGCAUACCUCUCACUGACUGGAAGGUAGCAGGUAAUAUGUGUGAUUUAGUAGCAAGUUGGAAAGGGAAGGAUGCUAAGAUGAAGCAACGGGGUGUACUGUUGGCGUGGUGUAUUUGGAGUGAACGGAACAAGUGGGUCUUUGAGGGUAAGGCAACUCCGAAUGCUAUUCUGGUUGAUAGGGCACCUCCCUCUGGUGUCGUCAAAUUAAAUGCCGAUGCAUCGCUCUCAGUUGAAGGAUGGAUUGGUACCGGGGUGGUGGCUAGAAAUCAUAUGGGUCAGGUCUUGAUUGCAGCAACCAGGAGAACAAGAGCAUGGUGGCCGCCAGAGAUAGCUGAAGCCAAAGCGUUGGCUAUGGCUAUUAAACUCGCGAAGAGAUACGGGUUUGAGGAGAUUAUACUGGAAUCGGAUUGCCAACUGUUGGUCAACCGUCUCUCGAAGGGUGUUACUCACUUGUCUGAUUUGGAUUCAGUUUUAGAUGAUAUUUUUGCACUAUGUACCUCGUUUAAGUCAAUUACUUGGUCUCAUGUCAAGAGGGAGGGAAACUUUGUAGCCCAUCACCUCGCGAAGCUAGUUCCUUUUGGUGUUCAACAAGUGUGGGAGAAUAACUGUCCUCCAGAGAUCUCACCAUAUCUAGUUGAGAUGGUAGGAAGUGAAACUUCUAAUCCAUGA
This is a messenger RNA of Spinacia oleracea (spinach), 1446 nucleotides long. RefSeq lists its product as uncharacterized. Lineage: Eukaryota; Viridiplantae; Streptophyta; Magnoliopsida; Caryophyllales; Amaranthaceae. The coding region runs from base 1 to 1446 and encodes 481 amino acids. The record is from RefSeq and is a predicted model, not a curated record. Gene Ontology annotation, molecular function: RNA-DNA hybrid ribonuclease activity; nucleic acid binding. The transcript has 6 exons.